AUGGCAACUCUUAAAAGGAGCAAAACUCUACCGGCCGAUGGGCAGACCACCAAAUUCCUGUAUACAAUUUUGAAGCAAUUGGACCUGAAAUCGAUUGAUUGGAACCUGGUCGCCUCACAACUGGACAUCACGAAUGGCCAUGCUGCAAGAAUGAGAUUCUCCCGCUUUAGGCAACACAUGGAAGGAAUAUCUACCACUCCUAGAACUCCUCGCCCCAAGAAGCCGAAAGCCACCAAAGCGAAGCCGAAGAAACAGAGCUUCAGCGACUUAAAAGCACAGCCCGAGCCACCCAAAAUCAAACCAGAGCCAGCUAUCAAGGUGGAACCGAGCCUCAUGAGCCAAAUAGAUCCCUCUUUGCUUGCUUUUCCACGAGUUCCGGGACCAAUGCAAUUUCAUCCGUUUUCAACAGUUGCGCCCGCAGACCUAACCAGGCCCUAUCCGCCAUCGGAAAUACCAAUCGGGUAUCCGCGACCGCCCAUUGGGCAAAACUGGCCUCAUAUUAAAACUGAGCCCUGCGAUCAAGAAGUUGUCAUGACGGAUGCAUUUGUGAAGACCGAACCCGAUAACUGA
Molecule: messenger RNA, 570 nt
Organism: Uncinocarpus reesii 1704
Lineage: Eukaryota; Fungi; Ascomycota; Eurotiomycetes; Onygenales; Onygenaceae
Exons: 2
Coding region: 1-570 (189 amino acids)
Source: RefSeq, a predicted model, not a curated record